AUGUCCUACCUCGUGUGUCUCUUUCAUGUCUCGUACCUUUGGGCAUCUCAAUUUCACACCAUUACCCCCAAUCAACCAAGUGCAUCAAUACUCAUUUUCACCGUGACGACAACUCAGGUCAAACUCAAAUCCACACUUCGCCUCCUCAUCCCCCGUCUACGGAAUGCGCAGAAAAAGGACACGGCGCUCUCGAUCGCGGCGCGGCGCGAGAUGGCCGAGUUGCUGUCACAAUCCCGCGAGGCCUCCGCGCGCAUCCGCGUCGAGAACAUCAUCCACACCGACAUCACCGUCGAACUGAUGGAGAUCCUCGAGUUGUACGCCGAACUCCUCCUGGCGCGCGCGGGGCUCCUGGACGUACGGGACAAGAACGCGAAGGAGGGGCUGCUGAAAUCCACCGGUGAUGACGACGAGACCGCCGGCACCGGUCACAGCAACACGGGUCUGGAAGAGGCGGCCGCGAGCAUCAUUUAUGCCGCGCCGCGGCUGCCGCGCGACGUGAGGGAACUGGGCAUCGUGCGCAACAUGCUCAUCGAGCGGUUCGGAAAGGACUUCGCCGUGCGCGCCAACGACAACGUCGACGGCCUCGUCCCCGCGCGCGUCAGCGACAAGCUCAAAGUCGACCCGCCGAGCCCCAGACUGGUGCAGGCCUACCUCGAGGAAAUCGCCCGGGCGUACGGCGUCGAUUGGCCGCCGAACCGAGACGACGUCGAUGAACUAGGCAGGGAGGUUGAUCGGGAAGACCAACAACAACAACGACGACGCGGAGCGGAUCCCGACGCUGAUGGCGAAGACGACGGCGACGGUGUAGGCGGUGGAGGAGGAGGAGGAGGUAUGAAAGAGACGCCGAUAUUGGCGGACGGCGACCCCUUGCCCCUGACACCCCAGAGACCAAACAAGAUAGACAUUGGGAGGUCGCUGGAGAGCGCCACGCCCCCUUCCAGCCUGGCCCCUGGAGGCGCAAAGAGUCCCGUGUCCGUGGCCCCGCCGGCGCCGAGGUCGGACAACCCGAGUCCCAAAGUGAGGUUGCCCGGUGGUGGAACGAUAGGUAAAGACGGCAGCGGUGGGAGGUUCACGACGACAUCAUUAUCAUCAUCAUCGACGACGGCAAAGGGAAAGACGACGGCAACGUCAACAACAACAAAUAAAGGUGGCGGUCCCACCGGGCCUGUACCGGGUAAAGUUCCUACGGUGGAUGAUCUGGCCAAGAGAUUCCAGGCGUUGAAACGGUGA
Exophiala spinifera is the source of this 1230-nucleotide messenger RNA. RefSeq lists its product as uncharacterized. The record is from RefSeq and is a predicted model, not a curated record. Bases 1 to 1230 code for a protein of 409 amino acids. The transcript has a single exon. Gene Ontology annotation, biological process: protein transport. NCBI's taxonomy places the organism in Eukaryota, Fungi, Ascomycota, Eurotiomycetes, Chaetothyriales, Herpotrichiellaceae.